Messenger RNA from Nerophis lumbriciformis (worm pipefish), 2481 nucleotides. Lineage: Eukaryota; Metazoa; Chordata; Actinopteri; Syngnathiformes; Syngnathidae. The record is from RefSeq and is a predicted model, not a curated record.
AUGGAGACACUCUCCUUAAUGGCCUUGCUGGAUUGCCCUCUGUGUUCAGAGCAGCUGGAUGCAUCGGCCAAGGUGCUGCCCUGCCAGCACACUUUCUGUAAGGCCUGUUUGCAGAAGCAGGAAGUGGCACACUCACAGCUGUUCUGCCCAGAGUGCAGAACUCCCGUCAAGGCCCGGACAGUGGAGGAGCUGCCCACGAACAUUCUGCUGGUGCGGCUCCUGGAGGGUUUACAAGGGUCAGCGGGGCCUAGCCGGAACUCCCGCUACGCUGUGCCCUUUGCCAGGAGCGGUGGGACUGUCAGGGAGGGUCAUUACAGAGAGAAUCAAGGCCACAAAGAGGUUUCUCCAAGAACCUCAAUAUACAGCCAACAAGGAGAUUCCGAAGGAGAGCUGAUUCUCACCACUGUGAACGGCAUCACUCAGAAAUAUAGAGCGACACAGAGCGAGGACUGGCUCCACAGACAAAUUAGCGACAACAGUGGUGCAUCUGUCACUCCCGGCACGGUGCAAGCUGCCAGCCAAACGCCUCAAACGUCGCCCCACCAGCAGUCGAUGGCUCUCUGCCGAACACUGUGUGACUUUAGUCCCACUGAGAUGAACGUGGAGAGCGACGAUUCUUGUCUAAGCUUCCGAAAGGGAGACAUUCUCACUGUCAUCAGAAGAGUGGAUGAACACUGGAUUGAAGCCAAGAUGGGUGACAGGAUAGGAAUUUGCCCUCUACAAUUUACCGAGCUAAACUCAGUGGCAACCAAACUCCUGGAGGGAAAGAGUCCACGGAAGAGUGACUCAGCAGAAUUUCAGCAUCGGACCGGAAGCAGGAGCAGAGACAAGGCCUCAGAAGCAGCCAACAAGACCGCAAAUCAUAGAGUCACGCAAGUUCCCGCAAAGACUCCUCUUGCCAGCGUUUUGGCACCUUCCAACCCACGUAAACAGUCAAGAUCCAGCAGUGGCAACUUUCCCCGCACGACUGCAGUUGAUACAAACAACAACAGUGGGGUAAACUUCCAGCGACAGUCCCACCGCUCCUCUGUGCGACCCCCUGCUCGUGGACACGUACAUCCUUCAAGAGCUAACUCUCAGCGAGUUCGACGGCACUCUGACGGCCCGCACAGACACCUGUUACUGAGUGAGAAGAUGGCCAACGAAGCUCCACCCAAAAUCUCGAUGGCGCUGUCAAACCCCCAAAUUUCUUCCGCCUCGGCAGAUGGCAAAAACUCCAACACGCAGCAACUCUCAAUCAGCGUGUGUGCUGUGCUAUAUUCUUAUAAGCCACAACGCAUAGAGGAGCUGGAGCUGAGGAAAGGCGAGAUGGUGGGAGUGUACGGGAAGUUUAAAGAAGGCUGGUUGCGUGGGUUGUCACUCCGAACAGGCAAAGUCGGCAUCCUGCCCAACAACUACAUCACUCCUGUGCUCAGAACGUCAGCCAGACUCCUGGAGACUAAACCGGUGAGUUCGUCGUCACAGCACAACACAGCGGCAGCAAAGAAGCACACCACUUCCAGGAGUCCUGCUGGGGUCCUUGCUCCUGAUAGGGUAAAUACUGAUGGAGCGCUGUACUCAGCGGGACAGGUCCCACAUGUGCCAAAUGGAGCACAGCACGCAAUGUCAUCCACAGGCACAGGAAAAUCAUCCUUCUAUGGGAGCACGCCAGGUUGGGAGACAGUACGGAGAUUCUUUAACCCGCACAGAGUUUCCAACCCUUUCAACAAUUCAUCCAAUUUGAAUGUACCCACCAACUCGGAGCACUUUGCUCAAGUUCAGGCAUCCGGAUACUCGCCCGCCCUGCUGAGGAAGAAAAACACUGGAAUUCCAGCCAAUUCUGGAAGACCAGCAGGCUGGAUGAGUGAGCCAACAGCGCUCUCUGCUGCACACCUUUCAAAAGACAGGGACUUUACCUCCUCACAUGAAGCAGGGGGUUAUCACAAUGAGCGGCAACCGUCCAGUGGCCCUCACUCAAUUCUCGUCAGACCUGAUUCACACAAGAGCACUGCAGACAAGCCAGCCAAGUCCGUGCGUUUUCUGACAGAAGAUGACCCCCCACCUCCACGGCUUAGGACCUCCUCCUGGUCAUCAGGAAGCCAGAUUCCUUCCAACUUCACCCCAGCACCUCCCCAACUUGAAGUAUGGGCGCCAUCACUCACUUUGGGGAGAGAUGGACCUGGAAUCCUUCUCAAAGAUGGAAAAGCAACAACUUUGAGAAAGGGCAUUGAAACAGCUCCCUCAGACCUAAACACAAACUCAAAACCAAUGUUGUUACAGCCGUCGCUAUCAGCCGUUUCGGCUCAGUUCAGCCCCACCAGACACAGAGUGACUUCAACACAUCUAGCCCAGACAGACUCUGAACUCAGUCUUCUUCAAGGAGAGCUGGUCCUGGUCCACAGACCUCGCCCUGACGGACGUGUCCUCAUUACUCAGGAGAUCAGCGGCCAGACGGGCCUGUUUCACAAUAGUAUUCUUCACGCUCUGGAAAGGCUCACUUGA